This is a messenger RNA of Thermothielavioides terrestris NRRL 8126, 961 nucleotides long. RefSeq lists its product as uncharacterized. The coding region runs from base 291 to 731 and encodes 146 amino acids. Gene Ontology annotation, biological process: microtubule-based movement. Gene Ontology annotation, cellular component: cytoplasm; cytoplasmic dynein complex. The record is from RefSeq and is a predicted model, not a curated record. Gene Ontology annotation, molecular function: dynein intermediate chain binding. The transcript is spliced from 4 exons. NCBI's taxonomy places the organism in Eukaryota, Fungi, Ascomycota, Sordariomycetes, Sordariales, Chaetomiaceae.
CUGAUGGGUUGCGUCGGGUCAGGCACAAGCGGUCCACUCCAUUAUCAGUAUCUCGGUCAUCAAGCACCGACGUAAACAAUACGUUGGUCUCAAUCGAGCCCACGAUACCAACGGCCUCUAACCCGACGUUUUCGUGCAAUAACAUUUCACGGCCAAACGAACAGCACGCGCCAAACUCGCUUGUACCUUCUGGACGGGGACACACCGAACAAGAGUCGAUAGUCGAACUUUACCAUCCGACACGUCAUCGCCCUGCAGAAAACGACGUUUUGUUGCCUGACAAAAGCACGAUGGCAACGCAGACGAACUCUCCGAUCGCGCUCAAGCGCCUGGAGCAGAUCGCCGCUGAUGUGUGCAACAGCGUUUUUGAGAAUGUCGAGUACUACGAGCAUCCCAAGACGGCGCAAUGGAACGAAGCAAUCAUCAACAAAAUGCUCAAGGCAGUUCUGUCGGAGGCCACGCCCGAAGGUGCCCCUGCGCCGACCUACAAGUUUGCCAUCAACAGCACCAUCGUCCAGCACGUUGUACCCACGUCGCAGCUGAACAAGCCGGCAGCGCCGUCAACAGAGCAGCAAGGGGCGUCCAAGAAGGGGCAAGUUGGCCGGCGCGGCAUGCACAGCGCCACGGCUGGAUACUGGAACGAGAAGACGGACGGCAUGUGGAGUUACAAGUGGGAUGGUGACGCGAAGGGUCUGGACGUCGUCAUCAUGCUCAUCUGGAUGGCUGUCUAACUGAAGCGCCGAGUGCGUUCACGUUGCUGUCAGGUCGUAUAUACCGGAUUUACACUUUAAUAACGUUCACCGCGAAUACAGGCGGCAUCGUACCUUACGCAGCCCUGUCAUGCCAGGCGCACGGCGACACAGACUUGCUUCCUGCUUAGGUACGGUAGUUGUCUCUCAGCCAUUCUCGUACGCUACCACUGCCACAACCACUCGGUCGAGAACAGACGGCCAAUCAUGGG